GAGAGCUUGUGCCCAGUCACCGCUGCUGUGUACCACUGAGGAGGAGAGACGCCUGCUUGUGACGAAAGCCGGACAAGCAUUGCAACAAGCGUGCAGAGACCUAGAGGUUUGCCAGCAAAGGAGUGUGUGCGUCCUUUGCUUUGGUUUUGUUUAGUUGGCUGGGUGUAGGAGAGCAGGAGGAUGGCCUCAAAUGCAGGUUCUUCGGAUGUGUCCAAGUAUGAGACUGAGGAGGGGCUGAAGGAAGUGGCUGCGUUCCUGAGGGGGAGGAACGGGAUGCCCCUACGGCCAGCGAUCGAGGUGGACAAGCGCGUGGAGUAUUUCAAGGGGGAAAAGUUGGUGAAUUUUCUUGUGACCAACACCAAGAAGGGGCGGCCGGCGAUUAAGACUGAGGAGGAGGCUAUUCGGGUCUGCAAAGCUCUCCUUCGCCAUGAGUACUUUCACCGCUCGGAGAAGGUCAAGGGGGGGGGAGCAGGAGAGCGCCAUCUCGAGGUGAGCAGCAACAAUCAGUUCGACCCGGCCGGUUACUUCACGUGGAUUUUCCUUGGGUCCCAGCGUCUGAGCCACUUGUUCACCGCCCUCAUCAUCAUCGGAUUCCUGCUCAUCACGUGCUUCCCCAUCUGGCCACGCAUCCUCAAGGUGUGGAUGUGGUACCUCUCGGUGACGUUGCUGGUGAUCAUGGUGACCUUCCUCACCAUCCGGUGUCUCCUCUUCUUCUUCGCGUGGAUCGCUGGGUACGAGUUCUGGGUGCUGCCUCGACUCUUCGACGAAACACUUGCCUUUGCCGAGUCCUUCACUCCGGUGUGGACCUUCGAGAAGGGGUCGAGCGGGCAGGGAUACUACCGCGUCGUUGCCGUGGGGGGGGUCAUCGCUUUCGUCAUCUGGGCGUACAACCAGCCCACCGACUUCGAUACCUUCAUCAGCGCCCAGUCGGACUUCAUGUCGGAUCUCUACGCGGGGAAGCUGCUCUCCGAUGUUUCGGAGAAAUCCAAGCAAGACAUCGACAAGCCCAAGGUGCAGUCAUUGGAGGACAUCCUCAAGGAAUUGGACGAAGAAGACGAGCCGUCGGAUGAGGAACAGGAGGCGGAACGGCGCAUGGAGGAGCUUCUCGCGGGCGAAUUGGACGAGGAUGAACGAUAUGAGGAGGAAGAGGAGGAGGAAGAAGACGAAGAUGGUGACAAGGCUGCCCCGGAGCAGGAAGACAAGCGGCCACAAGGAGGCGGCGGGGAGCUUUGAAUUACCGCCUUAAGGAAACCGGGGAGGAGGCGUUUUUCUUGGCGGGGGGUGGUGCACGUUGAGCGGUAAAAAAAAUCUCCUCGGCGGUUGGUUGUGACGGGAAAUAGUCCUUUUUGGUUUUCAUGAUUUUGCGGUCACGAUCUGGUCUCUUGUGAAGCGAAAACGGGUGGUUCGUGCCCGAUCCUGCGGCUUUCUCUAAGUCGGACCUAUCCGAUCCCAAACCACACAUUAAGCGGCAAGCAACAAAAAAUCACGGCAGUUUUGGUUUUUUGUGACACAUUCCUGAGGUUUCCCUCCCUCGCACUCCUGUCCCCCCUUUUUGAUCACAGUCGAUCUUGACGUAUCUAAUCGAAUCCUUGUUGGAAUUUCGUUCGGAGGGGGGGGGGGAGGAGGGGGCUCCGGCGAUUGUUUUGCUGUUGGGGCAAAGAGAGAUGUGUGUGUGGUGUUUAACCAUUAAUUCACGAGCAGUGCAGGAUGUCGUGAUGGGCUGGCGCGUGGACGUUGGAUAGAUGCGUGUUUUCACCCCGGAUGACUAUUUUCUAGCUAGGCAAGCAAGUCAGCAGCAAGUCGCGCCCACAGUGUAUGAACUAGCUCUCGCUUUAGUCUGCCAAUUCACGAAUUGUGGCGACGAUUUUGUGGUUUGAUUCCCGUGAUGUUUCCGCGUUUGCAUUUGUUAUGAAGGGAGCCAGGGGAAAUCUUGUCCGUGAGUCGCUCGCUGCGAAUGGUAGAGGGAGGCCUACAGAAGGAGGCCUAUUAGAUGGGGAGGGGGGGCGGGGGAGUCCUUCGACGGCGGGUAGUACCGUGUCAGGGUUGCUGUGUGCGGCGCCUUCGUUUUGGCACCUCAUUCCGGUAUUAUUGCUGUUGUCCUUGUUUGGGCUGGGGGCAGGCGCAAGUGGCGUCGCGCGAGCAUGCCGGUUUCCGCUGUGCCCGCCUGUACUGGAUGCGUCAGCCGUUGGCCCGCCCCGGUGCCGCCCGUCCACUAGUCAAGUCAGGAGUGUGGCAACGUGGUGCGGUUGCCCCGCCAUGGGUGCCUACAUAUGUGUGCGGUGGAUGGUUUAGACCGGCUACUACGAAAGAGCGAGAUAAUGAAAAAGUGCGCCGCACGUUAUUUUUUAUCUAUCAGAAACCUGUGUGCCUCCUUUCCUACCCGGAGUAGUAGCGCGGGGCGACGCGAGGUUGCGCACCCAAGGAAGACAUGGGUAGACACAACUGGUGCGAAAGAAG
Messenger RNA from Ectocarpus sp. CCAP 1310/34, 2457 nucleotides. Lineage: Eukaryota; Phaeophyceae; Ectocarpales; Ectocarpaceae. The record is from the annotation of a GenBank genome assembly.